AUGAAAAUUCUUGCUAAAUUAGUUAUAACAAAUAUUUCUAAAUCUGAACCUGGAAAAAGAAAAUUAAUAUUUUCUUCAAGAAAUAAUGAUGUAAAAAAAAUUAAUUUACUUCAUGAUUCUAAAUCAAAUUCAGAUCAAACUUCUAAAAAUUUCAUACAACAUGAAUUAGAUUUCGAAUUAUUAGACCUUCAUUCAGAUGAUUCUAAUUAUACAUGUAAGCAAAAGAAAGAUAAAUUCAGAGCUAUUAAUGAAGUUAAUAUUGAUAAUGAUAUACAAACUAUUAUUCAGAAACAUCAAGAGCUAAACAAUAAUAGUAAAUGUAUUUAUGAAACUAAGAAAUAUUUAGUUGGUAAAAAUGAUUUGUUUAAAGAUCAUGUAUUGGAUAUUGGUAAAGAUUCAUUAGUAAUUAAAAAGACAAAAAUUGAUAUAGAAUCUAGUACAGUAAAAUUGGAUAAAAAUAAUUCUUUAUAUUCUG
Messenger RNA from Dentiscutata erythropus, 475 nucleotides. The record is from the annotation of a GenBank genome assembly. Lineage: Eukaryota; Fungi; Glomeromycota; Glomeromycetes; Diversisporales; Gigasporaceae.